AUGACCACGCCGACCAUGGCCCAGCCCACGGCCAUCCACGCCAACGGCACCUCAGAAUCUCCCAGCCUCGACAAAGCGCAACCUGUCGCUCCGGGAAAGCGAAAACGCGAGACGGAAGAAAUGGAAGACCGCGAUGAAGACAAUGCAUCCGACGAGCAAAAACCUGCCAUUACCAAUGGAGAGCCCAAAAAGGACCAACGCGACGUGAUAAAAUCUUUCGUUGACGUUCUGAGCAGCUACGACAUCGGUCCCUCCAUCCUCAAGCGCCCCUUGCCUGAAUCCUCUGAUGAUGAGCACGAUGAACACCGACCCAAGCGUCAAAAGUCGACCGAUCUGACUACCAUCUCCGAGAAGGCUGCCGCAAAUGCUUACGAGGAUCUAGACCAAGUGGCCAAUGACCUGGUCUCGGCUCUCCAAGCCGCUCUUAAGGAGAUCAAGACAAAGCCAGCUGAUGAUGAAAAGCAAGCGACCAACGAGGAAUUGAGAGCGCAAAUCUCGGACUUUAAGGAGAAGGCCAUGCAACUUCUUCGACGAGAAAAGGCUUACCCGAAAACUUCGGCCGACCCUCUUGCAGUCGAGGCAAAACUUCCGCCAUCUCCUCAGAAGGGAGAGUUGGUCCUGUCCCUUGUUGCAUAUGCACCCCAGGAGAGAAGGCUGUUCUCUAGUCUCCCAAUUUCCGAUGAAGCCAAACUGCGUGAUGUGCCCUUACCCCAGGGAAUGUCAUUAACUCAUGUUAUGCCAACAACGCCUCAUGAGCGAACACAGACUCUUGGAGAUUUGUUCUCGUCGCCAAAGAACCUGCCGCCUCUGCAGCCACCUAAGCAGCCUAAGACGCAAGCUAAGGGCAACGUGCUGGACUUUUAUCGACCAGAACUGACAGAUACCUCCAAGUUCCGAAGUGCGUCAUACUUCACAACCAAAUUGACUGCUGGAUGUUACCUCGACUACAGUAAUGCGACUCCUUCAUCACAAACCAUCACCAAGCAACGAGAACGUGCGCAAAGUCUAGCGGGAAAGCGACCCUCAACCACUGAAAUUGAACUGCACGAGAUGGAAUCACUCUUCCGAGGCGCCUUUUCUAGCUUCGCACCGUGCAAGGAUGAUUCUGGAGCUGUUGUGCCGUCGAGUGUUGCGGGCCGAAUGUGGUGGCAGCAGUCGGGCCACCGAUCUUUCCAGAACAUGAUUGAGGUCGAAUAUUAUGGUGGUGCUGACAGUGACGAAAAGGCCGAGAAGGAUGAGGCUAUGGACAUCGACGAGAAGGCUAUCCAAGAAGCCAUUGAUAAUUGGGAUGAAUCUGUUGUUGAUCCAUCACUCGAAGAGGCUCUGGGCACAAAGCGGGCGGAUGAGGAGAAGGAAGUCGACGAGAUUUUGGAAGAGGUCAGCGACAUGAUUGAGACCCUGUCUUCUUACCAACGCAUCCGAAACCUUAACCUCCCCAACUCGCAAAACCGCUCGUCAAGCGACCCAGUCAAUGGCGAUAUGCUGGCUACUCCUGGACCUACUCCUUCAGAAGGCGAGCAAGCCACAUAUGAGAUGCUUAAGGCGCAGCUUGCUCUGAUCAUCAAGACACUACCGCCAUAUGCAGUCGCCAAGCUGAAUGGAGACCAGUUGGAAGAUCUUCUCAUCAGCACCAAGGUUCAAGUCCAAACCGACAAGUACAAGGGAGUUAUGGAGGAGGAUGAGGCGGGCGUUCAGGCUCGGUUGAGAGCCCAGCAACAAGCUGCUCAGGCCAAUGCUCGGCCACCCCCUCAACGUACACCUAGUGUAUCUGGAGUUUCUUAUGGGCAUCAUACUCCCCAGGCCCAGUACGCAACCCCUCAACGAACCCCCUCUAUGCAACAACAGCAAUACUAUCGACCUGGGCCUACGCCCGGCUUCACACCUGCACCACGACCUAUGCCCACUCAACCCAGACCUCCUCAACCCAAUCAGUAUUCUCGACCCAACGGUUAUCCUGCUCAAUAUGCCACACAGGUUGCUAAAGCUCAAACUCCCUAUGGCCACCAAAACAUGCCUCAGUAUGCUUCUCAGCCAAGACCUCAGUUUGGACAGAUGCAGGCUCAGCAAGGAACCCCUAAUGCGCGGUUCGCUUUCCAACCAGGCUAUCCACAGCAACAAGCCGCUACACCCUCACAACCCAACUUUGGGGCUUACACUAACGGUCAAGCUGUGCCGCAGCGCACGAUGUCUCCUCAGGUUAAUAGACAGGCCUAUAGUGCCUCGCCUAAUGUGCAGGUGCCUCCGCGAUAUGGUACGCCGAAUCAGGCUGUGGGCAAUCAAAUGAACAGGUACCCGAGCAACCCCCCUCAACAAGGAACGCCUGCUCAGAACCCUGGACUUACAGGAUACCACACCGUUAUACCUGAAGCGCAACAGCAGCGGAUUCUCGAACAAGCCAAAGCCAGGGUGGCGGCUCAAGAGCGGUCUACUAUGUUCGCUGACAAGAUCACUCAGCCUGGUACUCCUGGUUUUGGCCAAGGAGGGACUAUGGAUCCCAGCCGACUUGCAGCUGCACGGGCAAGUAUUGCUUCUCAGCAAAAGCCUCCGACCCCCAAUUCUCAGCGAUCGAGUAUGAGCGGGACGCCAGGACCACCGCCACCUCACAAGGUGACUCCUGUUCCUGUCCCACCGAUCCCAGGCAUGCAGCAGAAGCCAUUGUAA
This is a messenger RNA of Fusarium musae, 2661 nucleotides long. RefSeq lists its product as uncharacterized. NCBI's taxonomy places the organism in Eukaryota, Fungi, Ascomycota, Sordariomycetes, Hypocreales, Nectriaceae. The record is from RefSeq and is a predicted model, not a curated record. The transcript is spliced from 2 exons. Bases 1 to 2661 code for a protein of 886 amino acids.